AUGUCACUCUCAAAGUCUCUUCGAUCUCUCCCUGCUUCUACUAAGCAGGUCUACGACUAUGUGGUUGUUGGUGGCGGAAGUGCCGGCUGUGUAAUGGCCAAUCGUCUCUCAUCGAACCCCAACGUGCGAGUGGCAUUACUGGAGACAGGCUCAGAUGAUAACACACCGCUCAUCCGCAACCCCAGUGGGUUUUUCUGGACCGUUCCCUACAGUAAAAAGUACAACCAUCGAUACUGGACAACACCUCAGAAGAACUGUAAUGGUAGGAACAUGUUCCAGCCUCGUGGUCGCGGAGUCGGCGGCUCCUCUGCGAUUAACGCUAUGGUAUAUAUUCGCGGCUUGAAAUAUGACUUCACCAAGUUGUGGGCUGAGGAGAAUAAAUGCAACGGUUGGGAAUGGGAGAAUGUGCUACCCAUUUUCAAGGAAUUGGAGAAUAAUGAUACGCUCAAAAAUAACCCAUUCCACGGUAACGAAGGUCCUCUUCAUGUGCGGACACAGAAUCACAUUGGCCCAUACAGUAAGCGCAUUGUCAAAGCAGGCAACGAGUUGGGAUGGAAAACAACCGAUGACUUCAAUGGAGCAGACCAGUCUGGAAUAGGGUAUUAUCAGUACACACAGACCAAGGGCGGGCGCUGCAGCACUGGUGUUGCCUUUCUGACCCCAGAGGUCCGAGCUCGCCCAAAUUUGGAUGUUAUUGUUGAUGCUCAUACGACAAAGGUACUCACGGAAGGCAAACGGGCGACUGGAGUGCAUGCAGUGGUAUCAGGCAGCUCAGAUUCUGCUAACCCCGUAACAUUCGAAGCGAAAAAUGAAGUUGUCCUGUGCGGUGGUGCAUUUAACAGUCCACAGUUACUGAUGCUCUCAGGAAUUGGCCCUAAGGACCAGCUUACUAAGCACGGAAUUGAUGUGUACAUGAAUUGCCAGGAGUAG
This is a messenger RNA of Sphaeroforma arctica JP610, 930 nucleotides long. RefSeq lists its product as hypothetical. Gene Ontology annotation, molecular function: flavin adenine dinucleotide binding; oxidoreductase activity, acting on CH-OH group of donors. NCBI's taxonomy places the organism in Eukaryota, Ichthyosporea, Ichthyophonida. The record is from RefSeq and is a predicted model, not a curated record. The transcript has a single exon. Bases 1 to 930 code for a protein of 309 amino acids.